Molecule: messenger RNA, 1716 nt
Organism: Toxotes jaculatrix (banded archerfish)
Lineage: Eukaryota; Metazoa; Chordata; Actinopteri; Toxotidae
Gene: hsd11b1la
Product: hydroxysteroid (11-beta) dehydrogenase 1-like a
Exons: 6
Coding region: 143-1006 (287 amino acids)
Cellular component (GO): intracellular membrane-bounded organelle
Molecular function (GO): oxidoreductase activity
Source: RefSeq, a predicted model, not a curated record
UUACAUAAAUGGCACUUGAUCUUGAUUUUCAUGUAUUCCUUGUGUGAGGCAGCUCCAGAAAGUGGAACUGAACCUAGAGCAAAAACAAAACAAAGAAAAAAAAAAAAAACAAAGAAAAAAACAACAACUACCAGCUCACACAAUGGGAACUUUAAUAAAAAUCCUGUUAGGAAGUAUAUGUGUUGCUUUUGUAGCUGUCAAGUGGAAUGCACCCAGUUUUGACGCAGAAUCCCUCAGAGGUGCCAGGGUACUGGUGACUGGGGCCAGUACAGGCAUUGGUGAACAAAUGGCAUAUCAUUAUGCCCGCUUUGGAGCUCAGAUAGUUAUUACUGCAAGGAGGGAGAAAGUGUUACAGCAGGUUGUAGAGAAGUGCUUGAGUUUGGGUGCCGAGAAAGCAUUUUAUAUAUCAGCCGACAUGAGCAGCGAGUCAGACCCUGACAAAGUGGUAGAUUUUGCUCUGCAAAAGCUUGGGGGCUUGGAUUACCUGGUUCUCAACCACAUUGGCCCGAGCCCCUUCAGCAUGUGGGAUGGAGAUGUGGAACACGUCAAGUGGCUGAUGAAGGUCAAUUUCUUCAGCUAUGUCCAGAUGGCUUGGAAAGCUUUGGACUCCCUUGAGCAAAAUAAAGGAUCAUUGGUGGUUGUUUCGUCACUUUUAGGUAAAAUGUCCAGUCCCUUUGUGGCACCAUAUACUUCAACAAAAUUUGCCUUGAAUGGUUUCUUUGGGGCCCUUCGGCAUGAGCUAGCCAUGAAGAAGAGCAACGUGUCCAUCUCCAUAUGUACACUGGGUCUCAUUGAUACAGACUCAGCUAUGGAGAAAGUCAGGGGAGUCACUGAUGUACCAGCAUACCCAGCCACAGAUGCAGCCUUGAACAUAAUCACCACAGGAGCUACGAGACAGCUAGAGCUCUUCUACCCUUGGUUCACCCGCGUUGUGACUCUAACCAAAGACUGGUUCCCUUCUAUUACAAACUAUAUCAUCCAGAACUCCUAUAAGUACAGUCCAUGAAGAACACCUAUCUGUAGUACUGGUAAACAUGUCCUUGAUUCAAUACAUGGACAUAUCUUAGGGUUAGAGCUUUGACAUAAUAUUUAUGAUGUAGUGAUAUUCAUGGGCCAUGAUAACUCUGUGGACUACAACUAGAGUAGUCCCCUUUCCGAAUUUAGCCUUUAUUUUGUGGUUUACCCUUACUUUUUUUUUGCCCUAAUACUUAACUCUCCAGCUGGAAAAUAAUUUUCAUCACAGGCAAAUGGAUCAGGUUACUAUAUAAAACAAACUGAACCUUGUCCUCCUUUCCUCAUCUUGCUUUUGGGAGAGGUCCAGUUAUAAAGAAAAAAAAACACCCACAGGGAGAAGAGCUCAUGGUUUGGGUUUGUUUCCCUUUGGCCUACCUCAAAGAGAUUAAAAAGGGGUUAGUUCCUAUCUGCAGCUUACAGCCAGUGCGCCACACCACCAGCUACUGCACCAACAGCUAACAGGUGCACAUUCACAAAAAAAUCCACCUGGUUUACCACCAUGUCUUCAGAAAAGAACACAUGGGGCAGCAUACCGUGGGAUAAUGUCCUGCCUGCAAGUCACAGCAGGAAGAGGAAGGUGCGUAAGACCAGAGGAUUGAGAUUCAGUGGGGAUUGGGGCAUCAGACUUUUCACAUGACAGAAACUCUGUGGUAAGAGCAACAGACUUGAUAAAAGGAGGAAACAAAUAAAAACAUUUCUUCU